AUGGCAUUAGAUAAUCUUGAUUGUCCCCCAUUACCUGUUCGUUGGUUUUAUGCUGUAGACGUUCCAUCAUGGGACCCAUUAAAAACACCAAAAUCAAAUAAUUCUAAAACGCCCCCUGAAGAAAAGUGUCCCAUGGUAUGGGUUCCCUUUUCCAAGCGUGAUUCAAACUCAUUAGAAGCUGCUUAUAAACUUGGUGUACCAGGAAAAAAAGUUUGUUGUAAUGAAGAUUAUUUAUUUGAAGUUGAUUUAGAUAAUCGAGAAAUUACUACAUGGUUUUAUCAAGGCGAUGGCAAUUUUAUUCCAUGCGAUGAAAAUUUAUCUAUCCAGAUUGAGGAGGGUGGUAUACGUCUUAUAAGAGGAUAUCCCGAGGUCGAAAAAUUUUUUAAAAAAAAAGCUACUGAGCCUGAAAAUAAAAAGGAAAAAUCAAAAGAUGCGAAUGAUCAGGAAACUAAUCAAAAGAAACAAGAUGAUGAUUAUGUUGAAUCUGAGGAUAAUGAUGACAGGGUUAUCGAUCAUUUAGUUCUUUGUAUUCAUGGACUAGGAAAUCGUGAGUUAUAUCCAGAGUACGGUUUGCGUAAUAAAAAAGGAAGCCAAUUUGGUAAUGGUAUACAAGUUAUACCGAUUCAUUGGCGGCAAGACAUUAAGUUUGGAAUUGCAUCAGAAAAUGAGCAAAUUCAACGAGACUUAAGUCUGGCUAUUAGUGAAGAAGGUCAGCCUACCUUGGAUGAAAUCACUUUAGAAUGUGUUCCGAAUUUAAGAUUAUUAAUUUCAGAUGCAUUAGUAGAUGAUCGUAAUCCAAAUUUUUUAAAAAUUGGUGGCAAAGUUUCGCUUUAUGGACAUUCACUUGGCUCGCUUUUAGCUUUCGAUGUUCUGUGCCAUCAACCACCAUUUGUUGGAUCGUUUGGUGGAAUAUAUGAAGAAAAUUUAUCAUCUUCUGUUUCCUUAAGUGAUAUUUCUAACCCUUUUUAUCGUUCACAAGAUUCAAAUAUUAACGGAUCGCAUGCUACAAUGUCUCCUGGAUUAAAGAUUGGAAGUAGAGAAUAUUAUAAUGCCAUUAGUAAGGUUAAUCAAUCAAAAACUUGGACAGAUAUAAGUUUGGGUAACGAAAAUGAGGAUGUACGGAACGGUGAUGAACAUAUAAAUGAUACUGAAACGAUUACAAAUGAAGGAAAUGAUGAUAGAAAAGAUGUUAAUGACAAACAAGAACAGAAUAAGAAAAUAUCAUCUGGAAAUCUUCCAUUUUAUGAAGAUAUAGAACAUAUGAUGCAAGAUUCUGGUGGACUCAAGGCUGUACAAUUAGGAUUUCAAGAAUUCGGUCUAAACGUUUCGAAAACAACAACAAAUAUACUUAGAUCUUUAAGCUUAUCGAAACCUAAUCCGGAUGAAUCAAUGAGUAAACGUAAGAAUAAUAGACAAACCAGAGAGAAACAUUUUAUAGAGCGUGAAUUACUUAAACGAAAACAAUUGAAAAAGUUAUAUGCGGAGGCGGGGUCUUCUAUAAGCUUAAUAAAUGGUGGCGAUACAAGAAAUUCUAGUCGUAGCAGUUUAGCAAGUAUUAGUAGUGAUGGUCGAACUAGUAUAGAUGGUCGAACUAGUAUCGAUGGUCGAACUAGUAUCGAUGGUCGAACUAGUAUAGAUACAGGAGUAACAAGAAAUUCAGUCGAUGCGAGUUUUGAAAUAGAACGUAGGGGUAGUAUGGAUAGUAAUUUGGGAGUUUAUGGUAAGGAAAGUCCCAGAGGGCUGUCUGUCGAGGCAAGGGAAAAGUAUUAUAUGUCUCAGGUUGAGUUGUCAUUGACAACGGAAAAGAAAGAAACGUUCUAUCAAGUGAAGACAUCAAGCUCACCUACGUUGACUGAAGGUGGGGAGUUAGAUUAUCAAAUUAGUGGAGAAGAAAAGUUGAAGAGCCUAAACAAAAACGUUAGUUACAUAUCUGCUAUAACCGACCAUCUUAAUUAUUGGGGCGAUUGUGAUGCAGCCUACUUUGUUCUGAGGGAGACUUAUAAAACUUAUGAUGAUGACAACG
Messenger RNA from Racocetra fulgida, 2023 nucleotides. NCBI's taxonomy places the organism in Eukaryota, Fungi, Glomeromycota, Glomeromycetes, Diversisporales, Gigasporaceae. The record is from the annotation of a GenBank genome assembly.